Molecule: messenger RNA, 2189 nt
Organism: Melitaea cinxia (Glanville fritillary)
Lineage: Eukaryota; Metazoa; Arthropoda; Insecta; Lepidoptera; Nymphalidae
Product: juxtaposed with another zinc finger protein 1
Exons: 5
Coding region: 25-1029 (334 amino acids)
Cellular component (GO): nucleus
Source: RefSeq, a predicted model, not a curated record
CUAGUCCAUUAUUCUACAUUCGACAUGGCCGUCUUUAUGCUGAACAUAUGUAAAUUUAACGGAUGUGGCAUAACAUUUCCACGACUUUCGGACUUAAUUGAACACAUCGAAGAUGUCCAUAUCGAUUACGAUCCCGCAGUCGUUGAGCAAAAGGAAGCUUCACAACCUGCAUGUAUACCACUGAGCUAUGUGUUGAAAUUCUUUACGGAAGCAUCGAGGCGGGAAAUUCAAAACAUGCCAGCGGCAGCCGACGUGCGUAGGCGCUUGCUCUCUGCACCGAAAACUCCUUCAGUGAGAAGCAGUACACCUACAGGUAGCGAGGUAGAUGAGGACGAGCUCAUGAGCCCUUCAGAAGACAGCAACGACUCUUGGACCACAGUAGAAGAGUACAGCUCCGAGUUUAUAUUGCGGUAUGGGGUCAAAAUGAACGCCAAUGCAUCAUCAGGAAUUUUAGGUCCCGCUGCCCAAGAGAAGCCCUUCGCUUGUCCAGUACCGGGUUGUAAGAAGCGAUAUAAAAAUGUUAAUGGCAUUAAGUACCACUCCAAGAAUGGACACAAGAAAGACGGCAAGGUAAAAAAGGCAUACAAAUGCCAAUGCGGCAAAAGCUACAAAACAGCGCAAGGGCUUAAAAGUCACUCGAUAUCGCAGCACAUCGUCCCAACCCCUAGUGAGGCGAGGGCCAAUAUUCCCAAAAUACCAAACUUUGUAGUAACCGCCUCUCCAGCUUCCCGCCCUAAUAACCCCCCACUAGACAACAUUGAUACGACAAAACUGGUCCGUAUCUAUGAUACAAUUAAAGCCAAAGAUCUUCCUUCAUUCACUAUUCCAAAACAUAACCUCACUCAUCUGAAUAUAAUAGCUGCGAAUCAGAGCCAAAGUCUAAGACAUUCAGUAUUGUUGACGCCUAAUUCGUCUCCAGUUACUAAUAUCGAUAGAAUCAAAUACGACCGAUCUCCAAAAGUGACCGUUACUCAGGAAGUGUCAUAUGACGUCACGAGUCUGUCUAUGCCCAGUGAUCGUAGAGGCUAAAUCUAGCUAAUCUAGCUAGAUAGCGUUUAUAAUUUUAGAUUAAUCACGCAGUUCCUAUAUAACUAAAAAGUCCUAAUUUUUUCUUUUUGUUUUGUUGAAGGUGUUGAUUUAACUUGGGAAGUUACGUUUAUUUUAAUUGUAUUUUUUCAGCAAGACAGAUUAAUUUUAGAAGACAAAAAAGUUAGUGUUGCUUUAAAAUUCAAAUUGAAUGUGUUAUUGUAUCUUUUUGUAAAAAAUUCGAGAAAACACAAAAAAAUGUGUAUUUCUAACUGAAUUAUAAUUAGGCAUGGAGAUAUAAAAAUGAGUACUCGUGCUUUUAGUGUUUAUUUAAGAAAGUGAUAUGGACUAGACUUAUGCAAAUGAGCAAAACCUGCACAUUCAUAUUUCAUUUUCAAAAUACCUUUAUAUCUAUGUUUUAUUCAUUAUAGAAGUUUAUUUUAUUGUUAAGUUUUUUAAAAGAUUAGUUUGCUGUGAUUGAAAUUUAUAUGUAAAUUUUUAACCAAAGUGACUAAAAUCGCUAGUUUAGCGUAAAUCCAAAGGAUUGUGUAGAGUAUAGUUUUAUAAUUUUUAUUCUGUGCAAUAUACCCUAAGUUUUGCUUUUAUCGCGUCAAAGGAUUUUCAUAUCUAUUACGACAGGGUAAUAUAUAUUUGAGUGGUAAAGUCCUUUGAGCUUAAGCUCCUUAAUAUUGGAAGUAUUUUUCUUAAAAAAAAAAAAAAAAUGUCAUUGUUUGCAACUUCUCGUGCCAUCUCAUAUUUUACACUCUGUGUACUUAAUGUGUAUUUCACGCUUAAAAAAUUCGUGUCAUACGUGUCGUCGAUUUUGUAUUUAAUUAUUAAAAAAUUGAAAAAAUAAAUAAAUAGCAUUUGCUGUUAAUAUCUAGGAUAAUGAAUCAUACUCGUAAAUGUGAUAAUAUACUUUAGAAGAAAAAAUACAAAAAAAAUGCUUGUAAGCGUAUACUAUAUUAAUGGUAAUAGUUGUAAGUCCUGAUAAUUUAUCCUGUCACAGGAUGUAAUGUGCUUAACUAUUUCCUCAACUGUAAUGUUAAUACUAUGUAAAUAGUAAUGAGUUACGAAGUAAUCGUAAGUUUUAUCUGAACGUUUCUGUAACAUAAUGACAUAUGACGUAACAUUUUUAUUAAACGGUUAUUUUGCAUAACGAA